Messenger RNA from Chaetomium strumarium, 2550 nucleotides. Its product is annotated as calcium-activated chloride channel-domain-containing protein. Gene Ontology annotation, cellular component: cortical endoplasmic reticulum. The record is from RefSeq and is a predicted model, not a curated record. The transcript is spliced from 4 exons. Gene Ontology annotation, biological process: chloride transmembrane transport. Gene Ontology annotation, molecular function: chloride channel activity. NCBI's taxonomy places the organism in Eukaryota, Fungi, Ascomycota, Sordariomycetes, Sordariales, Chaetomiaceae. The coding region runs from base 91 to 2463 and encodes 790 amino acids.
CUGUCCGGAACCCCGACACCUUUUUCUACUAUCGCGGACACCUGUUCCUGGACCGGACACGGCGCUUGUCGUCUCGUGUAAUGCGCUGUGAUGGAGCCGCCUCCGGCUACACGGAAGCCGUCGACAUCACGCCAGGGGCAAACAUACAACGACAAAUAUGUCGUUGUCUACAACUAUGAAGACGUGGACCCGGACGUCGCGAGCAAGGAGAUCACCAUCCUCACCCAGGAUCUCGAAUCUGUCGGUCUUCAAACCGAGGUGAGGCCCGGUCGUGACCAGACACUCCUGGUCUUUGUCAAAGCCCCGCGGAAUAUUCUGGGCAGCUACGUCUAUGAUUCCCGACUAAAAGACUGGCUGUACGGCAUUGUCCAGAGGCAUCCCGGCGGAUCUAAGAACACCGCUGUUGACGGUGCAUUCGAAGCCGAGGACGUGCUGUCCGUGUACCACCUGGUCAACUGGCCCAAGUCCAACGGAGGCGCCGGCAUCACCCCGAAAUGGGGCCAGUGGGAGCAUGUCGAGAGCAUCUUCCCGCUGCACAACGAGCCGGCCAACCUGUCGCUGCUGAGACGGCUGAACAGCCGCUUCUUCCUGACCGACAGCGACUUCGACGAGAUCCGGAACCUCUUUGGCUCCAAGGUGGCCUUCUACUUCGCCUUCAUCCAGACCUACCUCGUCUUCCUCAUCUUCCCCGCCGCCACGGGCCUGCUCGCAUGGCUGUUUCUGCCCGCGUACUCGCCCACGUACGCCGUCCUCACGACGGUCUGGUGCACCGUCUUCCUGGAGUACUGGAAGAUCCGCCAGGUCGAUCUCAGCAUCCGGUGGGACGUCAAGGGCGUCGGCGUGGUCAAAGUCACGCGGCCGCAGUUCCGGUGGGAGCGGAUCGUUGUGGACAGCGCCGGCCGCAGGAUGCACUACUUCCCCAAGUGGAAGCAGGUCGCGCGCCAGCUGCUGCAGAUUCCGUUCAUGGUCGUUGCCACGUUCGCCCUGGGCGUCAUUAUACUGGGCGUGUUUGCUCUCGAGACGCUGAUCUCGGACGGGUACAGCGGUCCGUACAAGGACGCCAUCGAAUACGUGCCUACCGUGCUGCUCGGCAUCGCGCUACCCCGGAUCAACAACCAGCUCGAAUCCAUCGCCACCUUCCUCACCGACUUCGAGAACCACCGGACGGCGGACUACUACGACAUGUCGCGCACGCAGAAGCUCUUCUUCCUGCAGAUCAUCACCAACUACCUCCCCAUCUUCCUCACCGCCUUUCUCUACGUGCCCUUCGGCGAGCAGAUGAUUCCCUGGCUCGAGUCACUGGCCCGGACGCUCGGCGGCGCUCGCGUGUCGCGAUACCUCGGGCAAGCACAGACUGCCCACCACGAGGUCGACAGCGACAGGCUGCGCACCGAGAUCAUGGCGCUGACGGUCACCGGCCAGCUGUCCUCCUUUUUCGAGGAGAACCUGCUGCCGAUUCUCAAGCGCCGCUUCCUAGAAUGGUACCGGGGCAACAACAAGUUCGGGCACUACUACUAUCAUCAUUAUUUUUCCAACAACAAGAACAACUUGAAGUUCCCCUCCGUAGCAGCAGUCGUCAACAACAAUGACAACAACUACAACAACAACUACAACAACGACGACCCGAACGAGCUCGCCUUCCUGGAAAGCGCGCGCCGGCAGGCCUCGCUGGAGCCGUACAACGUGCAGGACGACAUCGCCGAGAUCGUGCUGCAGUUCGGCUUCCUCGCGCUGUUCUCGCCCGUCUGGCCGCUCAUCUCGAUCGGCUUCGUGGUCAACAACGUCAUCGAGCUGCGCACCGACUUCCUCAAGCUGACCCGCGAGCACCAGCGCCCGGCCCCCAUCCGCACCGACGGCAUCGGGCCCUGGAUCGUCUCGCUCGACUGCCUCGCCUGGGCGGGGAGCAUCUCGACGGCUGCCAUUGUGCACCUCUACAGUAGUAGUAGUAUUAGUACUAGUACUAGUAGUCCGCCUCCGAGCAACACCAACACCACCAACAACAACAACAACACCAUCGGAGAUGUGUGGUGGACAACACUGCCGCUCACCAUCCUAGUCAGCGAGCACAUCUUCCUGGCGCUGCGCGCGCUGGCGCACUUCGUGCUCGACCGCGUCGUCGGCGGCAGCUCGGAACACAUCCGCCGGCAGCGCGACGAGCAGUACCUGUCGCGCGUCAAGCACCUCGAGGAGAUGGAGGCCAACCGCCGCGCGAAUAUGAGUCUGAACGUGCUGGCGCCGGCCGAGCGGGAGCGCUCGCGCUCGAUCCGCGCCACGGGCAGCGAUGCGUUUUUUGCCAAGCAGGUUGAGGAGGGCGCCAGUGCGCGUGUCGGGAUUGGGUUGAUGCAGGCUUUUAGAUCUACUGGUCCUAGUAUUAGUAGUGGUAGUAGAAAGGCCGGAGGAGGAGGAGGAGGAGAAGGGGGCAAGGUGGUUGGGGACUUGCAGCAGCAACCUAAGCUGGAUUGAUUUGAAGGGGAGUAAUUAUUAUUUGUGUGAUGAUGAAACACCCCAAGUCCUAGAGGCUAAGAGGAGGAAAGAGUGCAAUAUGGUCAG